UGCCACAUGGGGGGGUGGGGGGCACUGGAGGAGAUUCCCCUGCUGUCUACCCAUCUUGAGCCUCCCUGACUGAUUGCGGUUAGAUUGUAGUCGGCGUCCGUCGUAGUGGUGGAGGAGGUCAAACAGUCCAGCCAGCAGCUCGCUCAGAACAGGCAGGAGCCAGCCGAACAUUGUGCUCAGCGACACACGCACUUAACUACUGCAACUUUUCUCUGCACUUCUUCCCAAUCAAUAAAACAUCAUGGGGAAAGGAUGUGUGACGGCGACCAAGUACUUCCUGUUCAUCUUUAACCUCAUCUUCUUUCUUCUGGGUGGCGUCAUCAUGGGCUUUGGAUUGUGGCUCCUCCUGGACAAUCAGAGCUUCAUAGUUGUGCUCAAUGACUCCAUAGCUGUCAAGGCCGCGUGCUACAUCCUAAUUGGAGUUGGCACUUUCGCCAUGCUUUUGGGCUUCCUCGGCUGCUUGGGAGCUAUUUAUGAGAUCCGCUGUCUGCUUGGUCUAUACUUCACCUGCCUCUUGUUGAUCCUCAUUGCUGAGAUUGUAGCUGGCGCCCUCAUCUACUUCCAGAAGGACGUGUUGAAUGAAGAGAUGUCUAAGAUUGUAUCCAAGGUCUUGGACAACUAUCCAGGCAACUACUCGACCACAGCGCAAGCGUGGGACUUCAUUCAGAGAAAUAUGGAAUGCUGCGGCUGGACCGGUCAAAGCGAUUGGAGCGGAAACAUGGUGAUCAUCAACAGUUCUCAACUUCUGUUUCCCUGCUCGUGCUACAACAUCUCCCUCGCAACUGGAAACGUCUCAGAGAGCGGCUUCUGCGAGGCUCAGACACCAGAAUGGCCCGUAUACGACACGGGUUGUGCUCUCAACGUGGAGAGCUGGCUCCUCACCAACAUCGGGGUUGUUCUGGGAAUCUGCAUCGCAAUCGCUUUGAUUGAGCUGCUGGGGAUGGUUCUGGCCAUCUGGUUGUGCAAGAACAUUCACAGGGAGGACUACACCAAAGUGCCAAAGUACUAAGUUCACCACACUGAGUUUGGCCUGAACCGAAGCUAAUAAGGCAUUUUUCCACUUAAUUUUCGGUUAAAUGUUUUGUCCAAAUGUAAACCUAUGUGUUAGCUUUACAUUUAGUUGAUAACCUCUUUUGAGGUAGUUUUUUUUUUUUCUCAGACCAGUCUUGCUCGAAGCACUUUAAAAAGGUUUGAAACUUUUGAUCCAAAAGUGAUGUUGCAAAUGUUUUGACUGGUUUAGAGGAACCUGCAGGAGUUGGGGAGGGUGGGUGUGGGGUGAAGAAGGAGGGGUGAAAUUUCAGAAAGACGUGGUCCUGUAUUAGUUUUUACAUUCUUAAGGUUUUAGUUUUUCCUUGAGAUGCUGUGACCAAUUUACACAGCUGUCAAAUAUCCCCAAUUCUGGUGAGUUUUUUUUUUUUUUUAAAGAUAGUUAUUCUAGCAUAAUAUAUGAUUUCAUGACUUUGUAUAUAAUUUCAUUUAUUAUUUCUGCAAACCUGACCCUAAAGUACUUCCAUGUUUAUCAAUGCAAGCUGGUUGCUCAUUCUACUUUCAAAACUGUUUUCCUACUCUUAUUGUAUAACUUAUUGGCUAUAACAGAAGCAAUUUAAUGUUAAAGAAAAACUUUUGGAAUCGAUUUCCAAUGUGGGGGAGCAGGAACAUAAAGGUUGUUUACUUUAAAAUGUUGAGAAACAAAGUGCCAUGUGGGCUAAAUUGAUUUGUUUUUUUAAAACACAUUUUAAGUUUUUGUAUUCUAUAAUUCUUUUGUAAUCCAAUUUCAACUUUUACCUGAGAAAAUUUGGUACUUUUCUUAUGUAUAAAUUUGUUGUCCAUUCUGUACAGCGAGUAUAAAAAACACCCUACAUUAACCCUUUAAUGGUGUUCUUAAAGGUAUGACUUUUUUGUAACAAUGUAUCGUAGACAGACUGGGAAAGAAGAUGGUUUAGUAAUUUCGAACUCACAACAUUAAUUCUAUUCUGUUUCCCUUGCCAAUAAAGUCAUUACAAUUGGAUGAAGCCGAACAGCCCGAUACUCUGUAACAUCUCCAACAUAACCCAUAGACAGUUUUCCUGCGACUUGACAUGCUGCCAUCUUGGGGUGUUGUUUUCUAAGUUUAUUGUUUUGUUCUGUGCUUAUUGAGUGUUUGAAUAAAGAAUUCUCCUGAUAUCAA
Molecule: messenger RNA, 2167 nt
Organism: Syngnathus typhle (broad-nosed pipefish)
Lineage: Eukaryota; Metazoa; Chordata; Actinopteri; Syngnathiformes; Syngnathidae
Product: CD82 antigen-like
Exons: 9
Coding region: 242-1009 (255 amino acids)
Cellular component (GO): membrane
Source: RefSeq, a predicted model, not a curated record